AUGCCUGCGGCCGAGCCCGUAUCUGCCGAAACACCAUUUACGUCGCCAACAGUGACGACGCCAUCAUCCCCUACCCCCACAAUCACGUCCCCGAGUGGCCACAAUGUCGGCUCUCCGCCGGACAGCAAGGUUCGCCCUGACGAUGUGGAGGCACAGCAAGAGGAUCAGGACCAGGGCUAUUCUCUCCCGCCCGUCGACACAGGCAAAGACGCAUGGCUCUUUCUGGCAGCUUGCUUCGUGAUGGAAGCCAUGGUAUGGGGCUUUCCUUUCGCAUUUGGUAUCUUCCAGGAGUACUACCGCACCCACGAGCCCUUUGCCGGCUCCUCCAAGACGGCCAUUAUAGGAACUUGCGCCAUGGGCAUCAUGUAUCUCGACGCUCCCCUUGUUAUUGCUCUCGCGCGCAUCUAUCCCAAGCAGGGACGCUGGAAUCCCACCGCCGGCCUGCUCAUGAUGUGCGCCGCUCUCGCGCUUUCCUCCUUCUCAACCACGACGACGCAUCUCAUCCUCACACAAGGUGCUCUCUACGGCAUUGGCGGCUCAAUCGCCUACAACCCAUGUCUGAUGUAUGUAGAUGAGUGGUUUGACCGCCGCAAGGGGCUGGCUUAUGGCCUGAUGUGGUCCGGAACCGGGCUUGGAGGCUUCACCAUCCCUCUGGUGCUCGAGGCGCUGCUGACCCGAUAUGGCUUCCGAACCACACUGCGCAUAUGGUCGGUUGCUCUCUUCGUCCUGACCAUGCCGCUGAUCUAUUUCGUCAAGCCUCGUCUGCCGCCGGCUAUGACGGCUCAUAUCAAACCACUGGACUGGAGCUUCAUGAAGAACCGCGUCUUCACCCUGUAUCAGCUGGGCAACUUUAUUGAGGGCAUAGGCUUCUUCCUGCCGGGUAUCUUCCUACCCACAUAUGCGCAGGACGUGCUUGGUGCCAGCUCUUUUGCGUCAGCAGCAACGCUGUUGGUGCUCAACGUCGGAUCAGUCGUGGGACCCAUCACAAUGGGAACUCUGGUCGACAGGCUGCAUGUAACGACAUGCAUCUUGAUAUCCACAUUGGGUGCUAUUUUCGGCGUCUUCUUUCUGUGGGGUCUCGGAUCGAAUAUUGGCAUCCUGUACGUCUUCAGCCUUGUCUACGGCGUCUUUGCCGGGUCUUUCACCACUUCAUGGCCAGGCAUCAUGAGGCAUGUUAUCAAGAUUGCAACCACUGCGGAUGGGGAGACGGCCAGCAUUGAGGGCCGUCACGAGAGCGUCAGCACCAGCAAGUAUGAUCCUCUCAUGGUUAUUGCGUUCCUCUCCAUCGGCAGAGGCGUUGGAAACAUUGUGUCGGGCCCGCUGAGCGAGGCUCUGGUUAAGGGGAUGCCAUGGCAGGGCCAGGCGAUCGGGGGGUAUGGGAGCGGAUAUGGCGUUUUGAUUGUAUUCACGGGUGCGACGGCGUUACUGGGAUGCGUGAGUUUUGUUGCUAAAAAAUUUGGAUGGCUGGAAUAG
Molecule: messenger RNA, 1473 nt
Organism: Trichoderma virens Gv29-8
Lineage: Eukaryota; Fungi; Ascomycota; Sordariomycetes; Hypocreales; Hypocreaceae
Exons: 4
Coding region: 1-1473 (490 amino acids)
Biological process (GO): transmembrane transport
Cellular component (GO): fungal-type vacuole membrane
Molecular function (GO): transmembrane transporter activity
Source: RefSeq, a predicted model, not a curated record